CAGUGAAAUCAAAAUUGGAAUUCGAGUGCAAUGAGGAGAGGAAGGAGAUAGAACGUGUUACUGUGCAAUUAUAAUUGUUUGUGUUAAAGUUUAUAGAUGGAGGGCAACUGCGUGGAUGCAAACUCAAUACCGGGUGACCCGGCGACUUUUAGCUACAGUGGAAAUGACUUUGUGUUCGAGGUGAACGUGAAGUCCCUCAAAGACUUCCCUGAUGCGGAGCAAAGCGAAUUUGACGCCCUUUUAGAGGCGAAAUGGCGAGAAGCUAUGAAUCAGUGCUUGUUUCGUUUCGCUUAUAAUCCUGGAAUGCCCCAAAGACGUUUGUCUGGGAAAUUCGGAUUCUUUUUAGAGGUAAACGGCGAGCGCCACUCCACCCGGCGGCCGCCGCCCGCCUUCGCCAGCACUCGGCACCCGGUCGACCCGAGCCGGUUCCACUUCGGGCGCGCGCCGGUCGCUGAGCGCCUGUUCCGACUCUCCGCUCCCGAGGACCAGCAGGACGGACCAAACGGCCAGCAAAAUAGACCAACGGACCAGCAGAAUGGGCCAGCGGACCGGGAGAAUGUGCCAGUGGACCAGCAGAAUGGACCAGCGGACCACUGUGCGCCGGCUGACGGCGGGGACGACUGGGUGAUGAUUAACGUCAGUCCGAUCGGCCGCAGUCACGUGCUGUUGUUACCGCGGCUCUUACAGCUCCGUCCGCAGCGUCUGGAGCCGCGGGGGCUGCAGAUGAUGCUGCACUGCUUGCUGCUCAGCCGAGACAGCGGUUUGCGAGGCAUGUUCAACAGUCUGGGCGCGCUGGCUUCCGUUAACCACUACCACCUGCAUCUGUACCGACUACCUCAGACUCUCUACGUCGAAACGGCCGACGUACGAAAAGUGGUCGAUGAGCUCUACGAGUUCACGGACUACCCAGCCCGAGCGUUUGUGUUUGAGGUCAACUCAACUAAUUUGAGCUCAGUCGCCAGUCGCGUCGUGGCGCUGACGGAACUCAUUCUGGACCGGGGUCUGGCGUUUAACCUGGUGGCGACCCGCGGACACCCGUGUUCGAGCCGACCGAUCCGACCUGACCUGUACACCGCCCUCAGGGUGAUGGUGUGGCCCCGACAGCCCGAGUUCCCUCAACUGCCCCGGGAACAUUUCCAGCUGGCUUCCUGCGAAAUGAUGGGACACAUCGCAGUUACUUCGGCGGAGGCGCUGGACGUCCUCACUGAGAGCUCCAUCGUGGAGAGCCUCCGGUCCGUCACUGAGGCGGCCUUUGACCGGGUUCGGUCGCAGGUGGUCGCAGAGGCCCUGCCCAAAACCAGUGCGGAGUCGACCGGCAGCUGAGUGGAACCCGGGGGUAUUGGUAGGGUGAUUGGCGAGUCUAUUUGAAGGUGAAGAAGGGUGGGGAUGCUUACUUUUUGUUUAUUGUUGUUUUACGUGCGACUGGUCUGUCUGUUAAGUACCGACGUCUGUCGCACCCAGCAGUGUGAGUGAUGAGGUGACUGGCUCGAUUACUAUCAUAGGACGGGUGGUGGGGUAGAGAUAUUACGGGCCAGGGCUGACCAUGCCGUCCGCAUGUUGAAGCUCAAGGACAGAUCAGUAUUCGGAGCGGGUUUGUUGUCCACUCUCAGGGAUGAGGUAGCAGCUGAGUUAGGCCCCUUGGAAGCUAAUGUUGUAUCGCCUUGAGUCACAUGCGUGAAUUAUUAUACGACACAUUUCCGGAUUAUGUUGUCGGUUUUAUGGGUGAUAUCAUUGCAUCUGCUUUUAGCUUUAAGAUGGACAAUGUUUUCUUUAUUUGAUCGGCCCAGGUUCAUAUUAAGCCAUAAGUGCCUCGCUUGGUUGUGAAACUUGACCCGCUUGUGUAUAAAUUGUUUUUGGAAUAGUCUAUUUUACCUGCAUAUCGUAUUUAUUUGUUAAUUUAUUGGUUAAUUUAUGACGAUUUCCUUAUAGUCACUAGUGGCAACGUCGAUGAAAAGAGCCCGUAAAUACACUUAUGCGGAUUA
Molecule: messenger RNA, 1982 nt
Organism: Amphibalanus amphitrite
Lineage: Eukaryota; Metazoa; Arthropoda; Thecostraca; Balanomorpha; Balanidae
Product: GDP-D-glucose phosphorylase 1-like
Exons: 8
Coding region: 97-1323 (408 amino acids)
Biological process (GO): glucose metabolic process
Cellular component (GO): cytoplasm
Molecular function (GO): GDP-D-glucose phosphorylase activity
Source: RefSeq, a predicted model, not a curated record